UCGAGCGGCGAGCAAUAGCGUUUCUUUUCCAACCACUGCUCCUCCUACAUUAUACUUUACAUUACCGCGAUGGUGAAAGCACCUGGUGUAUUUAUACUAAUUGCAGCAUGCUUAGUGGCACUCGCUGAAUCGGCUACGGUAACAGGAUCGAUCGGUAUUAACGCUAUUCUACCGGACAUUAAAAAAUUACGACCCACUACACGAGUUGCACUCAAUGGCGGUGCUUACUCGGCACUUGUAACGGCUAACGGCCAGUUUGAAAUUCCUGAUGUAGAUACUGGAUCCUAUGUACUGGAAGUACAAGCAAUCGACUACGUGUUUCCCAAGCUGCGUUUGGAUGUUGUUAAGGAUCAAGGUAUUACUCGGGCAGCAUAUACUGGAUACGGCACCAGCUUCGAAUCGCGAGGAUACUCAGUCGAGCAACCUUUGGAGUUAAGAGCAAAGGCACCUGCCACCUACUUUGUUGAACGAAAAGGUUUCAAUGUACUUGCGAUGUUCAAGAACCCAAUGUUCUUGAUGAUUGGAUUCAGCGCUUUGAUGAUGUUUGUGUUGCCAAAGAUAAUGGCAAAUAUGGAUCCGGAAGCAUUAAAGGAAAUGAGCCAGUCUCAGGCUGAUGCCCAAAAGAUGGUGUCCGAUAUGCCAAGUCUGUCAGACAUGUUCAGCAAUGCACGAAACCAGCAGUUGCAAUCACAACAACAGCGACGACGAUAGAACAGAUAACUUGCAUGUACAUUUUAUUACAUAAUACUAGAUAAAGAUGCUCUACUUUGAUCACCAUUAUUACCAUCACAACAACGAAACCUUGUUCCCCACAUUUUACAUAC
This is a messenger RNA of Zychaea mexicana, 824 nucleotides long. RefSeq lists its product as uncharacterized. The coding region runs from base 70 to 711 and encodes 213 amino acids. The record is from RefSeq and is a predicted model, not a curated record. NCBI's taxonomy places the organism in Eukaryota, Fungi, Mucoromycota, Mucoromycetes, Mucorales, Lichtheimiaceae. The transcript is spliced from 7 exons. Gene Ontology annotation, molecular function: carbohydrate binding. Gene Ontology annotation, cellular component: EMC complex.